This is a messenger RNA of Arachis duranensis, 2115 nucleotides long. RefSeq lists its product as uncharacterized. The record is from RefSeq and is a predicted model, not a curated record. Lineage: Eukaryota; Viridiplantae; Streptophyta; Magnoliopsida; Fabales; Fabaceae. Bases 245 to 1648 code for a protein of 467 amino acids. The transcript has 7 exons.
AUACUAGGUCGCAAGUUUCAACCGUCAGCGACUCCCAUCAUCCCCUGCUAGCCACGUGUCCCAGCAACAGUUCCCAAAACCAACUCCCAGCAAAAAUUCCGAUUCCGAUUCCGAAUCCCGAAACCCCCCCAUCCACAAUGAAUCAAUAAUAGAAUCUGGUCAAUAAUCCGCUCUGAAAUCUGAAUUACUCAGCACAAAACCCGAAAUUCCCGAAAUAUCCCUUGCUCUAUUGAUCGGAGCUGCAAUGUUAGUGUUUGAUCGCGUUGUGUGUUUUCUUGCGAUAUGGAUAAUAGGGUUAGGGAUUGGUGGUUUGGGUUUGGGGAAUGCGCUGAAGAUGCCGUUUAGAGUGAACGACGUGCUUCCCGUUCUGCCACGUGGCAUAUCGUGGCCAGUUCUAAACACGUUCCACAGCGCCGUCGAUUUGUUGCCGUAUUUUGUGGGCUCCGUGACUCCCUCCAAUGGCAGCAUUCAGUGGAAAGGUGCUUGCUUCUAUGAUAACACCGCCAAGCUUCAGGUCACCGCUUCUGACUUCGAUCAACCUGGUUUGGGUGGUGGCGUUCUCCAUCUCAAGACAGAUGCCGCACAUAGCUGGACCUGCAUGGAUCUUUAUGUUUUUGCAACUCCCUACAGGAUUACAUGGGACUACUACUUCUCUUCAAGAGAGCACACCUUGAAGUUUGAUUCAUGGGAAGAGCCUGCCGAAUUGGAAUAUGUAAAGCAGCAUGGGGUUUCUGUGUUUCUCAUGCCAUCAGGGAUGCUGGGAACCCUGCUUUCUCUAAUCGAUGUUGUGCCGCUCUUCUCAAACUCUGUGUGGGGUCAGAAGGCCAACUUAGAUUUCCUGAAGAAACACAUGGGAGCUACAUUUGAGGAACGUAGUCAGCCUUGGCGUGCAACUAUUGAUCCUACAGAUGUUCAUUCAGGAGACUUCUUAGCCGUGUCAAAAAUUCGUGGUAGGUGGGGAGGUUUUGAGACUCUGGAAAAAUGGGUAACUGGUUCGUUUGCUGGUCAUACGGCAGUUUGCUUGAAGGAUGAAAUGGGCAAAUUGUGGGUUGGUGAAUCAGGGCACGAGAAUGAGAAGGGUGAAGAAAUAAUAGUGGUAAUUCCAUGGGAUGAAUGGUGGGAAUUGGCUCUCAAAGAUAAUUCCAAUCCACAGAUUGCCCUGCUCCCCUUGCAUCCAGAAAUGCGUGCAAAAUUUAACUCCACUGCUGCAUGGGAGUAUGCUCGGAGCAUGUCUGGCCAGCCAUACGGCUAUCAUAAUAUGAUAUUUAGUUGGAUCGACACUGUAGCUGAAAACUAUCCUCCUCCUCUUGAUGCUCACUUGGUAAUUUCUGUCAUGUCUAUGUGGACUAGAUUGCAACCAGCUUAUUCUGCAAAUAUGUGGAAUGAAGCAUUGAAUAAGCGGUUAGGAACUGAGGGUUUGGAUUUGCAUGAUAUUAUAGUAGAGACCGAGAAGCGGGGGAUACCUUUUGAUCAAUUACUGACCACACCAGAGCAAGAUGAAUGGGUAUAUAGUGAUGGAAAAUCAACAACAUGUGUUGCCUUCAUUCUUUCAAUGUAUAAAGCAGCUGGAAUUUUCGGUCCUGUCUCUAGCUCCAUUCAAGUAACCGAGUUCACUAUUCGGGAUGCAUACAUGCUCAAAAUUUUUUAGGACAACCAAACACGCCUGCCGAGUUGGUGCAACAAUGAGAACGACCGGCUUCCGUUCUGCCAGAUUCUCGGGGAAUACAGGAUGGAGCUGCCGGGCUACAACACCUUAGAGCCAUAUGCCAACAUGAAUGAGAACUGUCCUUCUCUUCCUCCAACUUAUGAUAGGCCUUCUCGAUGUUAGAUCUUUCUCUAUCAGUUAUCAAUCUUCAUAUUGAGUUGCCUGUUUGCUUUCAAGUCAUGGCAUCUGAUACUUCCCCAUUCUACAAUUGUCUAUAUUAAUCCACGGAACGGGGAAUAAAAUUUAUAAAGUUUUGACUUUAUUGCAUUCAGAAUCUGAACUCAGGAUCAUGAUCGUGAUUAUGAGAUUAAAGAAUAUGUUAUCUUUUAAUAAUCUCAUUUUGAUUAUUAUUACAUGUUAGUUAUGUUGAAACCAUAACAUAAAUAAAAUUGUAGAUUAAUAGGUACAUU